AUGUCUAGAUGGGCGAAUGAUGUUUCAAUCAAACCUUGCUCCUGUGGCUUUGGUGACAAAGAAGCCAAUAUCAUGCCUACCGGUCGGGAACCCGCAUUUGACUAUUGUCCUAAUAUCAACAAGUUGGAUAAUCACGUUGACUGCCCGUCUUUUGAUGGUGUGUGCCACGAGGAUCAGCCAUGUGAACCUUACUGGAGAAUGAUUAAAGGCAGUUUUAAACAGAUCCGUCGAUGGUGUUUGAUGGGAGAAAUCGAAAACGUUAACUAUUUCAAUCAUCCUAAGUUAACGAUUCGUACCCGAUUUGAUGAGAAGGUUACAGUUCAUUUUUAUCUCGAGGAGGACAAUAACAUACCUACUUUCUCAUUUAAUGACGCAUUAAUCGGGCAUACGGUUUUAAUAAUGUAUGCUGAAAAGCAUGAUUUUCUCGACAUGAGUACUGGUGUUCGACAAGUAGAUGGAGAUCUCGUAGUUAUUUUCAAAUGUUCUAUGGAAACACUCAUUAAAACUUUCGGAUCCAUGAUGGCUCCUCCAGGUUGCUUUCAGUGCGGAGCAAAAUCACCAAGUCCAACUCAAAACUCACCUCUAGAGAAAAAUGAAAAUCCUGUUUCAGUUGACCAAUCUUCACAUGUAGAUGAAAAUUCACAACUGGCGUCGGCAAGCCUACCAUUGAAGAAGUGUUCCAAAUGCCAAAUAGCAUUGUAUUGUAGUAAAUUAUGUCAAACUCAACAUUGGAAAGAUUGCCACAAAAACCUUUGCUCAUCAAUGAAAUAUCUACAACUAUUACGUGAACUUGAUUUUACGACUUCGACUGUUAUGUCACGAAAAAAGUGCCCACCUUUUUCUUUUGGCAUUGUUUAG
This is a messenger RNA of Rotaria socialis, 858 nucleotides long. The record is from the annotation of a GenBank genome assembly. Lineage: Eukaryota; Metazoa; Rotifera; Eurotatoria; Philodinida; Philodinidae.